AUGCGACAAUCAACACUGAACCUGGCCCCAUGGCUUGCGCUAGCUUGGAUGGGAUCAGGAGCUCUAGCAGAUAAGAGACCGUUUAAUAUCAAUGAUGAUAUUCUGGCCUACCCACAGUUCCAAGUGAAAUUCCCAGACGAAUACAUCCUCGAUUCCCAUGCAGAAGAGCUCUUACAAGCACAAUCUGAUUUAAAUUACGAAGGGACAUACCAAGACCAGAAAGACCCCCAAAUAUAUACCGGCAAUGUCCAUGCCAACGACGCAACACAAGACAGCAAAUAUGUCGACGGACCGAAAUUUGCCUACGAAGAAAUGAUCUUGGAUGACCGAAGACUUCUUUGUCAGAUCCCUCAAGUUCAUAAUGACGAAACAAAUACGACGGCUGGCAACAAACCGACCGAGGCGGAUGAACAAAAGGAGCUGGCUCGCGCAACCGACCGUGGUCUGGAGCUUUUACGGGAACUAGAGGGUAAAUGCAUGUACUACUUCUCUGGGUGGUGGUCGUAUUCAUUCUGCUAUCGACAGCAGGUUAAGCAGUUCCAUGCACUACCUGCCGGGCGUGGAGGCCCCCACUACCCUCCAGCUGAAGACCCCCACACCCACUCUUUUAUCUUGGGACAGUUCCCUGCCGAUAGCAAAGACCAGGAUAAAGAAGGAGCGGAGGCAAAAAAGUCACACGAUUCCGAAUUGGCUGAAUUGCAUACCAAAGGUGGCUCGCGGUAUCUCGUACAACACUUAAGCGGUGGCACCAAAUGUGAUCUUACUGGCCGUGAACGCCGAAUUGAGGUGCAGUUUCACUGCCACCCGCAGUCUACAGACCAAAUCGGCUGGAUCAAAGAGCUUACUACUUGUUCUUAUCUAAUGGUCAUCUACACACCUCGUCUCUGUGACGAUGCUGCCUUCAUGCCGCCGCGACAGGAUGAAGUCAACGAGAUUGAAUGUCGUGAGAUCCUUAUGCCCGAUGAAGUUACUGAGUGGCAGGAUAUUAAAGAAUGGUAUCUGGCCCAGCGACUAGUUGAUGAGGCCAGAACCCUUUCAGAUGUGCAAACUGUGGGCGGCAUUGAAGUCGGUGCUCGCAAACUAGUGGGAAUGGAAGGCAAGCAGAUUGAAAAGGGUCGAGUGGCUUCGAUUGGCGAAGAACACGUAGACAUCCUUGCAACGCGCGAGAAUGGCGAGGUGAAGCAAAUGUCCAAACAAGCCUUGAAGAAAUAUGAUCUCGACCCUGAAAAACUCGAGAACUUGAAAAAGCAAGUUGAGAGGAUGGCUGGGGAUGAUGACUGGGUUCUCGAAGUUGUGGAGCUCAAUGGCGGGUACACCUUCAGAGGUGGCCGCCCCGACGAAGACACGGAGGAGACAAAGAAGAAAAAGGAGCAGAAAAAGGCCGAGUCGGACUCAGAGCCUGUGCAACAGCAGUAUGGGGGCAACGAGGACGACAACCCGAUCGCGAAAGAGAAAGAACCUGAAGCCCAGAAAGCCGCAGCUCAAAAGGGAUCAUCUAACAAUGAGCAGAAACCCGAAAGUCUGCCCAAUUCCGAAAAAGAGCCCGAGCAUACAGAAGGCAGUGAGGAAACCUUCAAAGACGAGUUAUGA
Messenger RNA from Penicillium angulare, 1590 nucleotides. Its product is annotated as PRKCSH domain-containing protein. Gene Ontology annotation, cellular component: endoplasmic reticulum lumen. The coding region runs from base 1 to 1590 and encodes 529 amino acids. The record is from RefSeq and is a predicted model, not a curated record. Gene Ontology annotation, biological process: endoplasmic reticulum unfolded protein response; retrograde protein transport, ER to cytosol. The transcript is spliced from 2 exons. NCBI's taxonomy places the organism in Eukaryota, Fungi, Ascomycota, Eurotiomycetes, Eurotiales, Aspergillaceae.